This is a messenger RNA of Trichoderma breve, 390 nucleotides long. RefSeq lists its product as uncharacterized. Bases 1 to 390 code for a protein of 129 amino acids. Lineage: Eukaryota; Fungi; Ascomycota; Sordariomycetes; Hypocreales; Hypocreaceae. The transcript has a single exon. The record is from RefSeq and is a predicted model, not a curated record.
AUGGUAUGGCAUGGCAUGGCAUGGCAUGGCAUGGGCACUUGCGUCAAGGUCAUCACCACCUUGGAGCUACCCAGUCCAGUCAGGCCGUCCCUGUUGGCCCUGCAUCUGCCUCAGGGCGCCAGUCCGGCUCCAGUCAGGCAAAAGCAGCGCAGACGCAGUGCAGCGGCCAAAUCAAAUCAGCGGCAAAAGGCGUCGGAUGAGCCGCUUCUGCUGGGCGAGUCACGGCUUCGGCAGCCCGCAAAGCCAGUCGAAUCGCCCGCCAUAGCCGUUUUAACCACCGACCGCUGCUCUUGUUUUGGCUCUGGCUCUGGCUCUGGCUCUGCUGCCCUGCUCAGCUCUGACCCGGAUGGCCUUCUGUCAUUGUUGACCGACCGACCUGACAAGAAUUAA